UAGACGAGCGAAAUCAGUUUUUGGGUUGUUAAACUUUGCGACUUCGUAACUUACCCGCCGGUGGAAAAUGGAGCGGCGCCGAGUAACCGGAGAAGCGCCAACCCAAAAGAGGAUCGUGCUCGCAUCACUAUCGGCAAUGGUCGCAGAGUCAGUUACGUUUCCGAUUGAUCUCACAAAGACCAGAAUGCAGCUCCAUGGUUAUGCUCCCGGAUCCGCUUCGGCUGCUCACCGGGUCGGCGCCAUCGGAGUGGUGUCUGAGAUCAUGAGGCAGGAAGGGAUGAUGGGUUUCUACAAAGGUCUCUCUCCGGCGAUUAUAAGACACCUCUUCUACACGCCGAUCAGAAUCAUCGGCUACGAGAAUCUGAAAGGGUUCGUAGUCAGAUCCGAUGCUAUCAACGGAGAGUCUCUUCCUUUGGCCACAAAGGCUCUCCUCGGAGGGUUAUCUGGUGUAAUGGCUCAGGUAGUGGCUAGCCCAGCUGAUUUGGUGAAAGUGAGAAUGCAAGCAGAUGGUAGAUUGGUGAGCCAAGGUCUGAAACCGAGGUACUCUGGACCAAUCGAAGCUUUCACCAGGAUCCUACAAUCAGAAGGAGUGAAAGGGUUAUGGAAAGGUGUUGUUCCGAACAUUCAGAGAGCGUUUCUAGUGAAUAUGGGUGAGCUAGCUUGCUACGAUCACGCCAAACACUUUGUCAUCGAUAAAAAGAUCUCGGGCGGGGAUAACAUUUACGCGCACACUCUUGCGUCUAUCAUGUCGGGUCUUGCUUCGACGACUCUGAGUUGUCCUGCAGAUGUGGUGAAGACGAGGAUGAUGAAUCAGGGUGAGAAAGGUGUGUACAGAAGUUCGUAUGACUGUUUGGUGAAGACGGUUAGGUUUGAAGGAGUAAGAGCUUUGUGGAAAGGCUUUUUGCCGACGUGGGGGAGGCUUGGACCAUGGCAGUUUGUGUUUUGGGUCUCUUAUGAGAAGUUUAGACAGCUUGCUGGUCUCUCUUCCUUCUAGUAAAAGCUAAUUUGAGGCUUUGGGGUUCUGAAACAUCUUUGAAAAGUAACAUCUUACUCUUAGUUUCCCAUUAGGGUAAGAUUCAAUACCAGUUUGGUUUCAAGUCUAGUUUUAAAUAAAUUGGUUGAUUUCCUUGGGGUUUCAUAUCAGUUUUCAUCUUUUCCUAACUAAAUUGGUUAUGAAGUGAAAUUGUGAAAAGAUAUGUAAAAAUUCAAGUAUUUUUUCUAUUAAAAUUUGCAUAUAUAUAUAGUGUCAUGAAUGUUGGUUGGUGUAUAUCAACUAAGAUGAAAUAUCAUUAAAUUUAUG
This is a messenger RNA of Brassica oleracea var. oleracea, 1300 nucleotides long. RefSeq names its product mitochondrial uncoupling protein 3. The record is from RefSeq and is a predicted model, not a curated record. The coding region runs from base 68 to 994 and encodes 308 amino acids. Gene Ontology annotation, biological process: response to cold. The transcript has 2 exons. NCBI's taxonomy places the organism in Eukaryota, Viridiplantae, Streptophyta, Magnoliopsida, Brassicales, Brassicaceae.